GUUAUGCAGAAGCGCUCGCGAUGCGCGGACGUGCGUUGACGUAUUAUUUCUUGUUUACAUAGUUUACACAUUCUGUGCGCGCGUGAUUCUGAGGAAAAACAAGUUAAUAAAUCGUUGAGUUUUUUAUAUUAUAAGUUGUUUUAAAUAUCAAAUGCAAAAAGGACCGUUAAAGAUGCAUAUUUACAGAACACUUUUGACAGCUGUCGGAAUAGUUUUGACAUAUGGCGUUACGGUACUAGCCGAAGAAGAUAUUAAGGGGGAUGACCUUGAAGCUCUCAUACAUGACAUAUUUGGUGAACCCUGUAGUUUACAGAACGACGUUAUUGGUUCUUGUGUGAAAUACUAUCUCUGUAAUGAAAAUGGCACCGUCGUGACUGAUGGCAAAGCCGUCUUAGAAUCUCGGAACAUGCGGGGCACCUGUUCCAACUUCUUAGAUGUUUGUUGUUUAUAUGAAAACAUGAACCCUUCAAUUAAUAAUAAUAAUCAAAUAACUCAAGAGAAGAAGAGCUGUGGUUGGCGAAAUCAUAAAGGUUUGGGCGUACAGCCAAGUAACCUCAAGGAAGACGAAACAAAAAUAGGCGAGUUUCCCUGGAUGGCGGUUGUUUUAAGAAAAGAAUCGAGCCAUACGAAGAGCGAUACAAACAUUCGGAACAUAUACAUCGGCGGUGGGUCCAUCAUUCACCCAAGCGUGGUGCUGACAGCAGCUCACGUUGUUUCCGGUCCUGAGCUGUUCAUCCGCGCUGGAGAAUGGGACACGCAGUCAAAUAACGAGCUGUAUCCCUUGCAGGAUAGGCAUAUCAGCGAAAUUGUUAUUCACGACGAGUUUAAUAGUCGUAACUUGUUCAACGACAUCGCUCUCAUAUUCCUGACGAAGCCACUAGAAUUGGCGCCCAACGUGGGACUCGUUUGUUUGCCGGCACAGAAUGUACCAGUGCAAGAAGGCGUGAGAUGCAUAUCAACAGGUUGGGGCAAAGACAAAUAUGGAAAAAAUAGCCCUUUCCGAGUUGUUAUGAAGAAAGUGGAAGUACCGACAAUAAAUAAUGAGAUAUGUCAAUCAGCGUUGCGCUCGACCCGUUUGGGUAGAUUCUUCCAACUGCACUCCUCCUUUAUGUGCGCUGGUGGGGAGGAGGAUGUAGAUACCUGUCAAGGGGACGGCGGCUCGCCCCUCGUGUGUCCAAUUGGUAAUGAUCGCUACAUCCAGAAUGGUAUAGUCGCCUGGGGAAUCAGCUGUGGGUUGAAGGACACGCCUGGCGCUUACACCAACGUCACCAACUUCAGGUCAUGGAUCGAUAAUCAUGUCAUAGCCAAAGGAUACGACCCUGCAGUAUAUACUUAUUGAAUAUAAAAUAAAUUAUAAAAAAUAA
This is a messenger RNA of Vanessa atalanta (red admiral), 1364 nucleotides long. RefSeq names its product phenoloxidase-activating factor 2-like. The record is from RefSeq and is a predicted model, not a curated record. Gene Ontology annotation, biological process: proteolysis. Gene Ontology annotation, molecular function: serine-type endopeptidase activity. Lineage: Eukaryota; Metazoa; Arthropoda; Insecta; Lepidoptera; Nymphalidae. The transcript is spliced from 9 exons. The coding region runs from base 152 to 1339 and encodes 395 amino acids.